UUGAAGUCAACAAUUUGUACAUUUUUAUUUCUCUGUUCUGUUUUCAUUUUUUCUCGUCUCUGCCUUUCGAUCAUUUAGUGUUUGACUGCACUUCUUACAACCACGUACGCGCGCUGCUCGGAUAUUUUUACAUAUAUUGUCAAUUCCUUUUAUUUUUGGAUUUCGAGUUGUGUGUUGACAUUUUUAGUAAAGAAAAAAAUCAGAUCGCGUAACUGACGAUUAUCCAACAUAGGAAAUUAUAAUCGAACAUAAUUUUUACCGAGUAUUUUGGAUUAAAAUUAAGUUUAAGUGAAUAAAAAUAUAUUUUUGUGGAAGAAAAAAAUUAAAUAUGAAUUUUGUGCAAAAAAAUGAUUAAAUGAAUAAUUUCAAAAAGGGUUUUAUAUAUUUUUUUCAUAAAACCAGUUAAAAUUUUAAUAAACAAAAUAAGAAAAAUUUUAAAAGAGAUUGUUUAAACUUAAAUUUAAAAUAAUUUAAAACAGUGAAAAUGAUAACAACACAAAAUCGUUGUGCCGCCGCUAAUAUUUCAACAGCUAAUUUAAAAAACGGAACAGACUUUUCAAUUGCUGCAAUCAUGGCUCGUGAUGAGCUAAGUAGGGAGUCAUCUGAAUAUAGCAUAAGUCCCGCAUCAAUAGACCGCUUUCCUGAAGGAAAUGAAGAUGAAUUAGAUGUAGAUGUUGAGCAAUGUAGUGAUUCAGAAACUCCGUCCAGAUCACGAACGCCUAGAACCACAUCAAAUAAUUCACGAGGAACUUCGCCUAGUCCAUCAGAUGAGGAAAGACUCACACCCGAACCGAGUCGACCAAAAAUAACAGGCUCAUGUAACUGCGAUGAUUUGCGACCAGUGCAAUGUCAUUUGGAAACAAAAGAAUUAUGGGAUAAAUUCAACGAUUUAGGAACUGAAAUGAUUAUUACAAAAACAGGAAGACGAAUGUUUCCAACAGUGAGAGUGUCAUUUUCAGGACCAUUGCGUGGUCAACCUUCAGAUAGAUAUGCUGUAAUAAUGGACAUCGUGCCUAUGGAUUGUCGACGCUAUCGCUAUGCAUAUCAUCGAUCAUCAUGGCUCGUUGCAGGAAAGGCUGAUCCACCACCAGCAGCACGCCUUUAUACACAUCCCGAUACUCCUGUUAGUGCUGAUGCAUUGAGGAAACAAGUGAUAUCAUUUGAAAAAGUUAAACUCACAAACAAUGAAAUGGAUAAAAAUGGACAGAUCGUACUAAAUUCAAUGCAUCGAUAUCAACCGCGAAUUCAUUUGGUGCGUUUAUUACCUGGACAGAAUAUUCCAACGACACCGAAAGAGCUCGCUGAUUUAGAUCACAAAACAUAUGUAUUUCCUGAAACCGUAUUUACCGCUGUAACUGCGUAUCAGAAUCAAUUAAUUACCAAGCUGAAAAUUGAUUCAAAUCCAUUUGCGAAAGGUUUUAGAGACUCAUCGAGGCUAACUGAUUUCGAUAGAGAUCCUAUGGAUGCAUUACUUUUGGAGCAACACUUAAGAUCGGCACCUCUUGGACUUUUUCCAGAUCCUAUGAUGGCACAACUCAUGCCUCAAUCAAUGGACGCUGCACUAAUAGAAAAAGCGAGGCAGCAUCUUCAAAUGUGGGGACGCUCACCAUAUGCAGAAAUGCUCUUACCACAAAUGUAUGCUCAACGACCAAAUAUAAAUGCAGCAGCUUUAAAUCUUGGAUUGUGGCAAGGUCAAUGGCCAUCACAAUUAACAGCAGCAGCUGGAUUUUUAAAUAAUCAAGCAGCACUUCAACAGGCAGCAGCUGUAGCUCAGCAACAAGCUAGAAGUCCACCACAUCCACCUCAAGCUAUAACACCUAAUAGCUCAGGAUCACCGUCACCAUCAUCACACGAUAUGAGAUCAAAACACUAUCCACCUCGUUUUAGUCCUUAUCAAUUACCACCUUCAUCACAUACGCAGACUUCUCCACAAAUAAUGAUAAAACCUUCACAAAGUCCACCACUAAGAAGAUCUCCUGAGCACUAGAUAUAAAUUAAACGAAAAUUAGUCAAUUGGUUAUGUGUACAUUAAUUCAUGUAGUUCAAUAGCUCUAUUGUAUAUUAGAAAUCCAUUUGAAAAUAUGUGUUAUUACUAUCGUUUAAUUUUAAAUUGAUAAUUCAUAUAAAAAUGUCGCUGUGUUGUUUAGUUUUUAAUAUUUUUUUUUUAAUUUCGUAGUUUUUAAAUUUUUCAACAAGUUAAUGUGUAGGUAAUUAGAUUGUUAUGUAUCAAUAUCAAUCGGCACAAUGUGUACUUCAUUUCAUUGAAAAGAAAAGUGUUAAACCUGUGAAUAACAAAAGUAGCUUUUAAAAAAUUCAAAUUUUAUGUAAAUGUAUAAAAUAGUUUUGAUUUUGCCUAAAAUUAUUAAGUUUAUUUCACACUUUAGGCUAAUAUUUUGACUAAGAAUAAAAUUGAAGCAUGUGGAAGAAUUUAUAUGAUUUAAAGUCAUUGUUUGAACUAAUUUCAACACAUUUAAAUCUAAAUUGGACGAUAAAUCUAUAGAAAUGUACUAUAAAAGUUGAAUGAGUUCUUCAUCAUUUUAUGAAAUGGUAAUCAUGUCAUAUCUGUAAAUUCAAGAAAAAAUGAAUGUUGCAAUAAUUGUAAAAUAAACAAUUCCUAAUUAAUUAGCACUUAGUUUUCUCGAUUGUAUUACAAAAAUAAAUUAUUAAAGUUCAUUAAUUAUUUCAUGCAAUUUUUUGCACGAAGAGUUU
Messenger RNA from Chironomus riparius, 2709 nucleotides. Lineage: Eukaryota; Metazoa; Arthropoda; Insecta; Diptera; Chironomidae. The record is from the annotation of a GenBank genome assembly.